AUGACUUGCAAAUGCUCAAAUACAAAGUGUGUGGCUACCCCACCAAAGUUUGAGCAAGAUCCAAGCAAUGAAACUGAAGAAACAACAGUAAGUAGACCAGUAUCUGACACUGAUAAGGAUGACCUAAAGAGUGCCCUUGAAGAGUGUAUUGAUAUGAUGAUGGUAGAACUCAAUGUCUUUGCACAAGAUAAUCUAGUUGAAUAUAAACAGCAAAUUGUGAAUGGUCUAUCUCAACAUGCACACAAGAUCUUUACAAUCAAAGAUGUAACAGAUUACUUUCCAGUUUUCUGUGUAUAUCAUGCUAUGAAGAUUUUAGAAGUUUUCAAUUAUAUUUUUGGAGACAUUACAAACCUUGACACAAUGAUAGAUUUGGUUGGGUUAGACUGCAAGAGUGAAACAUCAAUUCCAGUUGUUGAAUCACACAGACCAUACGAGUAUGAACAUUUUUCAGACAGUUUGUGUGAUGCUGAGAGUGACAUGUACUAA
This is a messenger RNA of Paramuricea clavata, 486 nucleotides long. Lineage: Eukaryota; Metazoa; Cnidaria; Anthozoa; Malacalcyonacea; Plexauridae. The record is from the annotation of a GenBank genome assembly.